This is a messenger RNA of Protopolystoma xenopodis, 216 nucleotides long. The record is from the annotation of a GenBank genome assembly. NCBI's taxonomy places the organism in Eukaryota, Metazoa, Platyhelminthes, Monogenea, Polystomatidea, Polystomatidae.
AUGGCAGGUUAUUUCUGUCAGGUUGGGCCCCCGACCAGAGUUUCAGGUUCACCUCGGCCCAAUUAUCAGCCCCAGCGCCCCAAUGCCCGAACUCGAGUCCAGUUCGCGAUAGUGCCUAAGCCAUGCAGGCCUCAUUCCACUCGACCAAGCAUUCGCGAUGGAAAGCCCGGAUCGAUCGCUCUUGUCACUUGCGCCGAGAAGCUAGUUGAACGGUGA